UCCAUCACUCAAUUAUUUCAAACCUCACUCACACUUUCUCUUCCUUUUUCCUCCCUCCCAAACACAAACCCAGAAACAAAUAAAUUCUCCUCACCCAAAACCCAAAACUCCCAACACCUUUCCUCUGCUAUUAUCCCAUCAUCAAACAGCCAUGCUUCUCUCCCUAUCAUCUCCUCUCCUGCUCCUCACGUUUCUUGUUAAACUAUAUCUCCUACUUUACACCACCACAGCCAGUAAUACCAGCAAUGUUUCACACCCUGAUUUUCAACUAUUUAAUGUGAAGGAAACCAUUGCAGAGACGAGAAACAACUCUGCAAAACCAUUAAAAAGCCAACUCUUUAAGACCCAUAAAAAUGGAACUAAAGGAGUCUGGAAGUUGAAACUUGUACACAGAGACAAGCUCUCUUUCAAAACUUUCCACGAUCAUCCCCACCGAUUCCACGCACGCAUGCAACGGGACUCGAAAAGCGUCGCCGCCAUCGUUCGCCGCCUCUCCGGUGAUUCCAAGUAUGAGAUUCAAGACUUCGGAUCCGACGUCGUAUCUGGCAUGACCCAAGGCAGCGGCGAGUACUUCGUACGAAUCGGCGUUGGCAGCCCACCGAGGAAUCAGUACAUGGUCAUUGACUCGGGAAGUGACAUUGUAUGGGUUCAAUGUCAGCCCUGUAACAUUUGUUACAAGCAAUCCGACCCGGUAUUCGACCCGGCCGCUUCCGCUUCCUUCACCGGCGUCUCCUGCGGUUCCGCCGUUUGCGAUCGGGUCGAGAAUGCGGGUUGUCAUGCGGGUCGAUGCCGCUACGAGGUCAUGUACGGUGACGGCUCCUAUACGAAGGGAACGUUGGCACUCGAAACGCUGACGUUUGGACGGACGGUGGUGCGUAAUAUAGCAAUCGGAUGCGGGCAUAGCAAUCGGGGCAUGUUUAUCGGAGCUGCCGGGUUGUUGGGUCUCGGUGGUGGAUCCAUGUCUUUCGUGGGUCAAUUGGGGGGACAAACGGGUGGGGCAUUUAGUUACUGUUUAGUAAGUCGGGGCACCGACUCAACCGGAUCAUUAGUAUUCGGGCGUGGAGCAAUGCCCGUGGGUGCUGCAUGGGUACCUUUGAUCCGCAACCCGCAUGCCCUGAGUUUUUACUAUAUCGGGUUAUCCGGUCUCGGAGUCGGAGGAAAUCGGGUUACCAUACCCGAGGAAAUAUUUCAGUUAAAUGAAUUUGGUGAUGGAGGUGUUGUGAUGGACACUGGAACUGCCGUGACAAGGUUACCAACAGUGGCUUACGAGGUGUUUCGAGACACCUUCAUGGCGGAAACAAGGAAUCUUCCCCGCGCAUCCGGAGUAUCCAUAUUCGAUACGUGUUAUAAUUUAUUCGGGUUUGUAUCAGUUCGAGUACCAACGGUGUCGUUUUAUUUUAAAGGUGGACCAGUGUUAACCUUGCCAGCAAAUAACUUUCUAAUUCCAGUCGAUGACGUGGGGACAUUUUGUUUUGCUUUUGCACCCUCUCCAACAGGACUCUCAAUAAUAGGGAACAUUCAACAAGAGGGAAUUCAAAUUUCAUUUGAUGGGGCAAAUGGGUUCGUGGGAUUUGGUCCUAAUAUAUGUUAAAUUAAGUAGAAUGAUGUGAAUUAGAGAAUUUUUGCUGGAGAUCUCUGAUCUCAUCUCUUAGUUAUAAUCUAUAAUGUAUACAUAUAUAUAUAUUUUUAUGUAUGCAUUGAAGAAAUGAUGUAUUGAUAUGAAAUGGGUAUUUGCCAUA
Carica papaya (papaya) is the source of this 1739-nucleotide messenger RNA. Its product is annotated as Eukaryotic aspartyl protease family protein. Gene Ontology annotation, biological process: proteolysis. The record is from RefSeq and is a predicted model, not a curated record. NCBI's taxonomy places the organism in Eukaryota, Viridiplantae, Streptophyta, Magnoliopsida, Brassicales, Caricaceae. Gene Ontology annotation, molecular function: aspartic-type endopeptidase activity.